GCCCAACGCGGGCUGGGGGGAGACGGCCUUGCGGCUCUUCGAGGAGAUGCAGGAGCGAGGGAUGGAGGCGCCGGCGCAGGUCUACCGGGCCUUAGUCCAGGCGUGUGGGAACGACGUCGUCCCCGAGGGCAGGGCGCCAACGCCUUCGGGGCCUUCGGGGGCCUCGGACACGUCGGCGGCAAUGCGAGCGUCCACCCCCCCGGCCCCGCGACGGCCCAUGACCACGGCCCGGGUCUGGUCCCUCCUCCAAGCCUGCCCGCCCGCGCACCGGAACAACUUCGUCUACACGGCGGCCGCCAAGGCCUGCGAGCGGGGCCGGGACUGGGGCAUGGCCCUCCGGCUCGUGGAGGACAUGCGCCGGCUCGGUAUCGAACCCGACGACAUUACGCACGGGCAGCUUUUGCACGUCCUCGCCUCCAUGGGCCGGUGGGAGGAGGCCUUGGGAGUGCUCGCCUCCAUCCGGCGCCGGAACGUCCGGCACUACACCUCCGCAAUCCGGGCCUGCGGGUUGGCCGGGGGGGCAGCCGCGCGGGAGGGGAUGCCUCUGUACGUGAGGAUGAGGGAAGAGGGCCUCGUGCCCGACCUGUACGUCUACAAUGUGGUUCUCCAGGCGUUGCGGGCCGCGGAUUGUGACUUGCCCGGGAACGGGCAGCCUCUUUCCUCCCCGUCCUCACCCCCUUCCUCCCCCUCUUCCUCGACUUCGGUCGCCGACGACGCCCUGGCCCUCUACGAGGAGAUGUGCGGCAAUUCCCCCGCUAAGUACGCCGCGGGGACCCUGUCUUUUGGGAAAAAUAACAGACGCGGGCAGCAGCUCCCACGCUCUCUCCCGCCCCCGCCCCCCGUGACCCCAGACAUCGUCAGCUUCACCGUCCUCAUCUCCAUCCUUGAGAGGCACGGGCGACACGCGCAGGCACUGCGGGUUUUUCAGGACGGGGUCCGUGCCCAGGUGCUCAUGACCACGCCCCUCGACACCCUGUGGGAGAAAGACCUGUCCCGACUCUCGUUCCAACUCGUGCGCGCUGCAGUGGACUUCUCCGUGGGCGAGUUGGUAGCGGACUUCCGGCAUCAGUUGAAGGCGGCAGCGGGGACCAAGGACCCCGACGUGCAGGACCUGGUCUUGAUCACGGGCUCGGACGUCCGGGGAGCGCGAGGAGCGGGCGGUGGACCCAGGCAAGAUGGGAUGGGGAAGGAAAGAAUGGGAGCGGCGCACGGACAGGUGCCAGAGACGCGGCAAGCUUUGGCGCGCUUGGUUUUGUCAGAGAAGGGAUUAAUACCCGCAGAUGAGGAGUCGAGAAAACCAGGUGUCCUUACAGUGCCAGCCAAUGUCAUGCGGCAGUGGCUUUGCAAGCAAUAGUCAGGUAUAUAGAUGCGGGCGCAUGAACGAUGGCAAUAAAGUAAAAUAACCGUGCGGACAAGAGGAUCGAUAUUCACACGUAUAUGAAAGGCGUUUCCGCGGUUUUGAAUGGCA
This is a messenger RNA of Nannochloropsis gaditana CCMP526, 1468 nucleotides long. RefSeq names its product ppr repeat-containing protein. The record is from RefSeq and is a predicted model, not a curated record. The transcript has a single exon. Gene Ontology annotation, molecular function: protein binding. The coding region runs from base 47 to 1354 and encodes 435 amino acids.